AUGGUCGCCUACAGCAAGCCUCAAGGCUUCUUGCCCGUUCUUUUCGCUCUCAUCGUCUUCGUGCAGGCCACUCUCGCUCUCCAUGGCGCUCACCACCAUGCCCACCGCUCCCACGGUGCUCACCUUGAAGAGACGGAAGACGUACUUAACAAGCGUGCCAACAACAUUGCCAUCCGUGGUGUCCAGUCACCUCUUGCUCCGCGUCUGGAGAUCCGCGAUCUCCAGAGUAACUCCGACCAGUGGAAUCUCUACCUCUUGGGUAUGGAACGCUUCAUGGCCAAGCCCAAGAAUGACCGUGAGAGUUACUACCAGAUCGCUGGUGUUCACGGCCGUCCCUUCAUCUCGUGGAACAACUUUGGACCUAUCCUGAACAACGCCGGUUUCUGCCCCCAUGCUCAAACCCUCUUCGGUUCCUGGCACAGGCCUUACCUCGCCCUCUUCGAGCAGUCUCUUUACCAGAACGUUCAGGAGGUUAUCAACACCUUCCCAUCCAGCCAGCAAGGGCGCCUGAGGGCCGCUGCCCGCGACCUCCGCAUGCCGUACUAUGACUGGGCUAGACAUCCCGGAAACGGUCCUGCCGUGCCCACUUCCAUCCGUGAUCAGUUCGUCACCGUCACCAAGCCUCAAGGUCAAGUCUCCAUCAAGAACCCGCUCUACUCUUACAGCUGGGGCGACUCUCUCCCUUCGGAGAUGGGUGGUGGUCCAUUCGGCAACUUCGCCACUACUCUGCGCCGCCCGGUCACCAACCCCACUCGUAGCAACAACAACGAGAUGAACGCACGUUUCACCAGCCUUCGCCAGUCCCUUGCCAACCGUGUCUACGGUAUCUUCAUGUCCGGUGCCUCCUGGGGUUUCGUCAGCACCUCCGCCAUUGGUGUUCGUACCGCUCAGAACGGCAACAACCCUGACAGUGUUGAGGCCAUCCACGACGCUGUUCAUACCACAGCUGGUGGUGAGUCUGGUGGCCACAUGUACUACCUUGACUUCUCUGCUUUCGACCCCUUCUUCUGGCUCCACCACACCAAUGUUGACCGUAUUCUUGCCAUGUACCAAAAGGUUUCCCCGGACACCUAUGUCGCAAACGGCAACAUCCAACGCCCCAUGGCCCAGUGGAACGCCGGAGAGUCCAAGAACGCUUACACCCCAUUGAAGCCCUUCACCAAGGACACGGCCGGUAACUACUGGACCAGCAUGGACGUCAGGGAGACUUCUCUCUUCAACUACUACUACCCAGAGACUGGCCCCGGCUCUUCCGCCAACUCUGUUCGCAGUACCCGCUCCACCACGGAGCCGUACCCUGGCCGCAAGUUCCGUGAGGGCGACUACCAGACUGUUCUCUCCGUUAUUGCCAACAAGUACGCUCUCGAUGGCUCCAUGGUCCUUCACUGCUUCAUCGGCAACAGUGGCUCCAACUCGACCGCUCCCGGCUACAACUCUACUCUUCCUGGACACAACACCACUGCUCCCUACCCGAUUGGUCACAACUCCACCCAGCCUUCGUACAACUCCACCUAUGAUGAUUUCACUCAGGAUCCCAACUAUGUUGGUCAAUACUCCGUCAUGGGAGGUUCGCACGCAAGCGGCAGCGACAGCUACCCAGUCAUGACUGAGGGCUGCUUGCCUUUGACAACCGCACUUCAGGGCAAGGAGGAGACCGGCGAGCUCAAGUCUCUCCACCCCGAGGAUGUUGAGCCCUACCUGGCUAAGAACCUCCACUGCAAGGUUUAUGGACCUGGAAACGUCGAGCUCGAGCCUGAGCAGGUUCCCGACCUCCAUCUCUCUGUAAAGAGCUGUGAAGUCACCCCUGCCCCAUCUGAUGAUGAACUCCCCGUCCUCGGCGAGUACACCAAGCUGACCGAGGCCACCAAGCACCUCAUCGGUGGCAAGCCCUUCGAGUACAUCCCCAACCCUCUCGACUAUGUCACCCCUGGCGAGGAGAACGGCCCCAACUACCCAACUGCACCUGGCCAGCCUUUGUACCCUGGUGAGGGCGAGCCCUCUCCUUCUCUUCCUCCUGUUCUUCCUUCUGGUACCCAGCCAAUCUCCUACCCCACUGGUGUCUACCCCUGGCCCAUUGCCCCCGAGCAGGAGCACGGAUACUGCAUUACCAAGCAGACGAUCGAGUACAUUGAUGAGGCCGGCAAUUUCCUGUAUGCCGAGACCUAUUAA
Aaosphaeria arxii CBS 175.79 is the source of this 2169-nucleotide messenger RNA. RefSeq names its product Di-copper centre-containing protein. The coding region runs from base 1 to 2169 and encodes 722 amino acids. NCBI's taxonomy places the organism in Eukaryota, Fungi, Ascomycota, Dothideomycetes, Pleosporales. The record is from RefSeq and is a predicted model, not a curated record. The transcript has 2 exons. Gene Ontology annotation, molecular function: oxidoreductase activity.